Uloborus diversus is the source of this 1283-nucleotide messenger RNA. Its product is annotated as protein FAM199X-B-like. The record is from RefSeq and is a predicted model, not a curated record. The transcript is spliced from 7 exons. NCBI's taxonomy places the organism in Eukaryota, Metazoa, Arthropoda, Arachnida, Araneae, Uloboridae. Bases 137 to 1054 code for a protein of 305 amino acids.
UCCACGUUGAAUGGAUGCCGCGUUGCAACCGCGUGGUGAUAUGCGUUUUGUUUGUUUGUUAAAACUGUGAUAAAAGUGUUUGUUAGGUUAUUUAAGUAAAGUUUAUCAUUUUAAAUGCAAUUUUUAUACUGAUGUCAUGAUGAUUGAAUCAAGUUUUUUGUGUUCCAGUUCAUGGGACUUGGAUCUAUUUCAUGAUUUUGAGCCUGUUGCUAAGACAUUUUCAAAUAUUGAUCUUGAAUCUAUCGAGUAUGAUCUAGAAAGGGAAGAUAGUAAGCUAUCAAGUUAUUCUACUACUCCAAAUGAUUUCAGUUCUAAUUCAUCUGACUAUGAAGGUUUUAGCUUAGAUGACCUAGAUACUCUGUUGCCAAUAUCUGAUACAUUUGUGUCCCAAAUUCUUGAAGAAGAUAAUGCAAUUGGCUUCAGUGAUUUGGAAUGGUCUCCUUUUCCUGAGAGUCCAAAAAAAAAUCACACCAAAGGGAAAAGUCGGACAAACUCUUCUAAUCAAAAAAAUAAAUCUGUAGAAAUUAUUUUAUCAACAAAACCAUGGUCUAAAAUGUCAUCAAGAGAGCAAUUACAAAUGCUUCAUAACCUUUCUGAAAUUGUUACUCGUCAUAUGGGUAUUAGGGAACAGAUAGAAGUAAUAAAAAUUAUUGAUCCUUCAGCUGUUAUAUCACCUGAUGACACUGAAUUUGCAUUAGAUUGCACAAUUUUAAAUGAUGUAAAAUUGAAAAAGAUUAGAGAUUUUCUAAAGAAACAAAGGUUUCACUGUACAGAUUCAUUUAAAACUUUGGGAAAAUCUUCGCAUGUCACAGCAUCUAUAAAAUCCUCAAGUUCAUCUAAAAUGCUGUCCAGAAAAGCAUCAAACUCAUAUUCUAGAAUGAAACAAAAACAAAAGAAGCAGAAAAUACCAGCAUUUGAUGACAAGCGCAUACAGCGUAAACUUUUAAGGCAAGGCAAAAAAGAAGAACAGAGUGGAUUGUUUGUGUAUGAAAAAAUGAUUAAAAAACUUAAUAAUCCUCAGGAAGAAGAUGAGGAUGUAAAUAUAUUGGAAUAAACAAAUUUAGCUCAAUGUCUAAAAUGAGAAUCCUAUUGUAAAUUAUUACAUUUCUGAAAUUGUAGACUUCAUAUGAAAUUCGACUAUGUAUAAAAUUGAAACAACGAACUUCAUAGAAUUGUACAUUUAACAAGGAAACUAUAUUUAUAACUAGUUUUUAUAUUUUUAUAUUUGAUGUGCUCUGAUAAAUAGUUUGCUUCCUAAAAUUUAACAAAAUGAAAUUUUAGAA